This is a messenger RNA of Punctularia strigosozonata HHB-11173 SS5, 177 nucleotides long. RefSeq lists its product as uncharacterized. The transcript has a single exon. Gene Ontology annotation, biological process: regulation of transcription by RNA polymerase II. Gene Ontology annotation, molecular function: DNA-binding transcription factor activity, RNA polymerase II-specific; RNA polymerase II cis-regulatory region sequence-specific DNA binding. The record is from RefSeq and is a predicted model, not a curated record. The annotation marks the transcript as partial. NCBI's taxonomy places the organism in Eukaryota, Fungi, Basidiomycota, Agaricomycetes, Corticiales, Punctulariaceae. Gene Ontology annotation, cellular component: PcG protein complex; transcription regulator complex.
AUGCGGUGGCAUAACAGCCGUUACCCCUGCAACGAGCCGAAUUGCGGCAAGGUCUUUACUCGGGAGAACGAUCUCAGGAGACACUCGACCAUACACAAGGGCGAGCGAAAAUACGCCUGCCCGAAGUGCGGCAAGCCGUUCAACCGGAAGGACGCGAUGGAACGUCACCGUCGUACG